Messenger RNA from Soboliphyme baturini, 921 nucleotides. The record is from the annotation of a GenBank genome assembly. NCBI's taxonomy places the organism in Eukaryota, Metazoa, Nematoda, Enoplea, Dioctophymatida, Soboliphymatidae.
AUGCCCUCAUAUCAGCGAUCUGUUAUUCGUCGGCUCACUCAAUCAGGUAGAGUGACGUCAACAAGUCCUAUGCGAAGAAGAUCUUAUCACGUUCAAACAACAGCUCAAAUGAUCAUGCGGCGGUACACCAGAUUGACGUCCUCCAGGCAGGAAAGGGAGGUUAGAAGGAGGUUGCUUUUGCAGCGUCGUGGCACAGCAGAGAGAGCCACCAUGCCGUCACGUAACGAGGGAUCACCAGCACCGUAUGGCCAUCAAUUCAGGUUGCUCCGAAAUUUUCGACAGGGACGGCUGAUAAACUCAGCGCAGACUACAAUUCCUCCAGGUUCGCAUCGUGAGGGUGGACUGCGAGCGGGACGUCCACGACGAAGUCCAGGAACGACUAAUAGAGAAGGCCAAGCACCUCUACGUAUAGUUUCUGUACUUCGUGCAUUACGGCUAAACGACGCUUCUGACCUCGAAAGAGCACUGAGAGAUCGAUCAAUUCGUGAUCUAAUUUUCAACAGAAACAAUUAUGAAAUGUUUUCUUUGCCUCCACGGAGAGUAAUGAUCGGAAUCUGGCUUGCAUUCCUAAUUGCCGUUUACAUACAAGAAUUUGAAGAAGCAAUGCGAGAAUUGGUAAAUUCUGAAAAUCUCAACAAUGUCGACAGCCUACCUGAACUGGUCGAGAGUGUUUUUAAUUGGCUUGUUGAAGCAGGUUACUUACGUGGCAUGAAUCGACGCCAAAGACCGCCCCUGCCCAUCGUCCCAUUCGUGGGAAGCGCAGCGUACGGGCAGACUACGUGUGCUAUAUGUUUAGAAGAGCUACUUCAACAGGCUCCAGUCACUAUCUUACGAUGCAAUCACAUUUUCCACCCAACGUGUAUUCAGGAAUGGAUGAAUCAACGCUGGACGUGUCCAAGCUGUCGUCAGCGGCAGUAUUAA